Molecule: messenger RNA, 3158 nt
Organism: Metopolophium dirhodum (rose-grain aphid)
Lineage: Eukaryota; Metazoa; Arthropoda; Insecta; Hemiptera; Aphididae
Exons: 6
Coding region: 175-999 (274 amino acids)
Source: RefSeq, a predicted model, not a curated record
CAGUUUAAGUGGAUAGUACACAAAAAUUAUUGUACAAUAUAUGGUAAAACGAUUCACCUGUAAUGCCGUUAUCAUUGAUACAUUUGUUAUCUCGUGUGUUGUUUAGUAUCUUUUUUCUAUGGUUAAGAUUUAGACGCUUUUACUGUUUUUAUUUAUUUUUGCUGGUAAUUAAAAAUGCCUAGUUGUCUAGUUUGUGGAAGAACGAACAAUGCCAAAGCUAAAUCGGCUAAUAUAACUUUUCAUAGAUUUCCGCUUAAAGACACUUACAAGAGUAAAUGGUACAAUUUUUUGGGAGAAAAUGGCAUACUACCUGAUAAAGUAUCAAAGACAAGUUUAGUUUGUUCAGCACAUUUUGACGAUUCAUUUUUUGUAAUGGGAAAGGGUAGAAGACUGUUACUUAAACAUGCUAUUCCUACUAAAAUUAUCAACAGAAUAAAAUGUGCUAAACAACAAUACUCAGAAACUGUAACCAACUUGCCUGUAAUUAAAACUUUUUAUACUAGUUCUGCUAGCGAUUCAGUUGACAACAUUGCUUCUUUAAAUGUUACCAGAACUUUAGUGAAGUGUCCUUUGAGCAACAUAGAGGUAGACGGAGUAUCUUUAUUGGAACCAGUUCAAUCAAGUUCUAGUGAAGAAGAAGGAGUACUACCAUUAGACAAUUCUUCUGUAUCAAUGAUGAAUUGUGAAACAAUCACACCCAAUAAAAAUAUCUCGAAUGUACUUGACUCAUCCACAAUGUCCAUAGACACCGAGAUAGUUCCAGAUGACACUCCACGCAAAAUCGCAUUGAAAAAAAAUCUUCGCCAACUAUCACAUGAAGUCACUAUCAAAAAUAUUAAAAUGAAAAUCCUUCAGCAAAAAAUAAGGCGCCAAAGUAAAAGAAUUUCAUCUAUGAAGAAUAUAAUUUCCGAGCUUCAAAAACAAAAUUUAAUUGAUGAGGAAGCCAGUUAUACCCUGUCUGAGUCUUUUGGAUUAAAUGCUGUACCACUGUCAAAAUAACAGAAUCAAUCGCCUGUCUUGUAAAGUAUUUGAGUAAAAGUAUUCUAUGACCGCUUAGUGUGUGUGUUGUACAUUAGGUACAUUGUUGUCCAAGCUAUAGUAUUUGAUGGUACUUACAGUUACAACAUACACCAAGUCACCAAGUACCAAAAGUGCUGAAUUCUUAUUCUAAUUAAUUUAAGUAAAACUAGAGUGCUGAAAUAAAAAAUUAAUUCAGUUUACUAACGAUUAAGUUUAGCUAUAAGGUUAAGGUAAAAAUGUAAAACAUAAAAAAAAAGUAUUUGAAAGUAUAUUUAAAUACUUUUGAAAAUUAGUAUUUGUAUCUGUACUUGAAUACUUUUUAAAAGUAUCUUUUACAAGACUGUCAAUCGUACACCAAAAGAGCAAAACUAUUAUAAGCUAUUAUUAUUGUAUAGUCUCUCCACCCAUUUAUUUAAUAACUUAAACUUGUGUAUUGUGUAUAUAGUUUAAUUAACUAAAUAUUUUUAAAUGACAAUAAUUGAAUUUAUAGUUUAUGAUUUACUAUUACUGUUAUUGUAUUUUCAGGAUUAAAUGCUGUACCACUGUCAAAAUAACAGAAUCAAUCGCCUGUCUUGUAAAGUAUUUGAGUAAAAGUAUUCUAUGACCGCUUAGUGUGUGUGUUGUACAUUAGGUACAUUGUUGUCCAAGCUAUAGUAUUUGAUGGUACUUACAGUUACAACAUACACCAAGUACCAAAAGUGCUGAAUUCUUAUUUUAAUUAAUUUAAGUAAAACUAGAGUGCUGUAAUAAGAAAUUAAUUCAGUUUACUAAUGAUUAAGUUUAGCUAUAAGGUUAAGGUAAAAAUGUAAAACAUAAAAAAAAAGUAUUUGAAAGUAUAUUUAAAUACUUUUGAAUAUUAGUAUUUGUAUCUGUACUUGAAUACUUUUUAAAAGUAUCUUUUACAAGACUGUCAAUCGUACACCAAAAGAGCAAAACUAUUAUAAGCUAUUAUUAUUGUAUAGUCACUCCACCCAUUUAUUUAAUAACUUAUAACUUGUGUAUUGUGUAUAUAGUUUAAUUAACUAAAUAUUUUUAAAUGACAAUAAUUGAAUUUAUAGUUUAUGAUUUACUAUUACUGUUAUUGUAUUUUCAGGAUUAAAUGCUGUACCACUGUCAAAAUAACAGAAUCAAUCGCCUGUCUUGUAAAGUAUUUGAGUAAAAGUAUUCUAUGACCGCUUAGUGUGUGUGUUGUACAUUAGGUACAUUGUUGUCCAAGCUAUAGUAUUUGAUGGUACUUACAGUUACAACAUACACCAAGUCACCAAGUACCAAAAGUGCUGAAUUCUUAUUCUAAUUAAUUUAAGUAAAACUAGAGUGCUGAAAUAAAAAAUUAAUUCAGUUUACUAACGAUUAAGUUUAGCUAUAAGGUUAAGGUAAAAAUGUAAAACAUAAAAAAAAAGUAUUUGAAAAUAUAUUUAAAUACUUUUGAAUAUUAGUAUUUGUAUCUGUACUUGAAUACUUUUUAAAAGUAUCUUUUACAAGACUGUCAAUCGUACACCAAAAGAGCAAAACUAUUAUAAGCUAUUAUUAUUGUAUAGUCUCUCCGCCCAUUUAUUUAAUAACUUAUAACUUGUGUAUUGUGUAUAUAGCUUAAUAAACUAAAUAUUUUUAAAUGAAUUAAAAUUAUGGUAUUUUCUCUUUUCUUUUUGCGGCAUGUUUGUUUCCUUAACUAUUGCUUGUUUUCAGUGCAAGAAGUCGUGCUUAAAGACACACCGAAUGAUGCAGCAAAUCCAGAGAAGAGUUGUGCAUGCUAAUAUAUAAUUUAUAGUUAAACUUAUAUAAUUAAAAUCCAUCCAAUUUUUUAUUACAUAUAAUAAAGUCUAAAACUGAAGACUAACUAUUCUUUUUUUUCUUUAAAUAACAAAGAAAAAAUUCUGGUCUUAGUUGGACCAGUAAUUAAUUAAAAUAAUACAUCUAAUUAUAAUUAAACCUAUAAUUAGUAAUUAUAAUAUACUAAAAGAAUAACAAUUGAAAGAAAAUAUUUCCACCUCGCUGAACAUUCCCAGAGCUUUAAAUAAACGCUACAUUAUUAUUGUUUUGUAAACAAUUAUUUUUAUUUAUUUCACCGUUAUAAUUUUUAACUAAUAGUAGUGUGGUAAAUGUAAAUGUAAAUAUAUUUUAUAAUUUUGAACUUUGUA